Molecule: messenger RNA, 2177 nt
Organism: Marasmius oreades (fairy-ring Marasmius)
Lineage: Eukaryota; Fungi; Basidiomycota; Agaricomycetes; Agaricales; Marasmiaceae
Exons: 4
Coding region: 236-1648 (470 amino acids)
Source: RefSeq, a predicted model, not a curated record
UUGGACUUACUUCUUCUUCACAACCCACAACCUUCUGCGUAUCCUGCGAAUGUCAAACCUUGCGAUAACCUCCCCAUCUUGAUAUCCCCGCUACAACCACUAUCUCACCUUUCACUUGAACACACUGUCACUUAUUGGACCUUGGACUGCGUUUAUCCAUUACGCGACACCGAUCGGAAUAUUCCACCUGUCUUUCCUUCCACAUUCUAAUUUUCCGUACUCAGCGUAUAGCUAAAUGGUCUACGUCGCCCAACAAGAAUGCGCGGGCCUUUACAAGGAUUGGGCGCCUCCUCCAGACGAGCGAUAUCGUCCGAAGAAUAAAAACGAGGCAUGGACGAACAUAAAGAUGCAUCAAUUCCUCGCUCAAUCCUACAGUCGGGCUAGAGAAUACCAGGAGCUAUAUGGUGUUGACGACGACGACGACGAAAGUGAAGAGGAUCCCGGCUCUCCUAGUUUCAAUGAUUCUCAGAAGGAGGUCGAAAGGUACCUCGAAUUCAUCAACGCUUUGCCAGCCCGACCGCCGCAUUUAACAUUGAAUAGUCAAUCUACACCAUCGAAACCCAAUCUCGAUGAUACUCCACAGCUUGUUCAGCAUCCAACUGCAGUAUCAUCUACCCCGACGCCUCGUAGAUGGCGUCGCUACUUGUCUUUGGAGUCGGCCAAGCCUCCAUUUCUAUCUCCAGUUAAACUCUGGAAACGUACGACCUCCCUUCCCACUUCCCUACCUCCUAUUAUCCCCUUUCCCUUUCCCUCAUUACCCACCGUACAUAUAUCACUGAAGACCCGCGCAUCAUUUGCCAGAUUCCGUCGAGCCAAGUCCGCGCCUGCUCAGCCAGUGGAAAUGGCAAAGGCGAACCCGGACCUGGAACUGAGGCGUGUUUCGUCUGCUCCCAAGCUCAAUCAAUCAACUCAUGAGGGGGAGAAGAAAGCCAGUAGCGCGUCGAAAAAGAAACGACGGGCAACUGUUGAUGAUGGUCUGACAGUCAUUGCACGUGCUCGAUUAAAGAACUUUUCUUCCGCUUCUACUUCCACCCCCACCUCAACCCCUGUGACACCCGCCCCCGAUAACUCAGCUUUUACACCCCCCUCCACCACUCCUUAUAAUGCUCGCACCGAUUCUGUAUCUCACGUAACUCCCUCAACCCCUAGGAGGAAGAGGCGUAGCAUUAUUGCGGAUGACCGUCGCCAUUCUAUCGACGAAGGUGCUCAGGGAAUCAAAUUUCCGGUUGAGCCGGUACCUCUCCGCUCCAGUGUGAUCUCACCCGUUGGCACUUCUUCCCCAACCUCCCCGACUGCUGCACUGGUCCCUUCAUCGCCCCUCGAAACCACUGCUACAUGUCCCUAUUCUAUUCGUCAACGACCGAUGCCGCCUGACGAAUGGUUUGAGUUCAAUGUUGUCAAGCCAGAGUCGAGUCCGAGUCCAAGUAACGAGAUUCAAAAGGAGAAAGUUACGCUGUAUGAUUUCUUCUACCUGGUUUUCAUUCCCAUCUUGGCUUUGAUUUCGUUCACUUUUGUGUUCGUCUUGACUGUCCCGAUGUGGUUUGUUUGGGUACCUGUGGACUGCGUUUUCAGUCUCUGCCGUCGUGUUUCUGGAGCGGUGGGCGAGGCGGGGGAUUCGCCACACUUGGGUCGCUUCGAUCUCGACUGAAGCCGAGAUCGAGGCGUAAUGUCUCUCGUAUCAUCAUUAUCGUCUGUGUUUUUUUCUUGUUUUUCUCUUUCUCGCUUCUUGCUCUGCUUAUUCGCGUUUCUUCUUCUAUUUUCUGACCUGCCGCCUCAAGGACUGCGUCUCCACAUUCCCUUAGCAAUCGCCUUCCGUUUUUCUCUGCCGUCGUCUCUCCGAGUAGCGCUUUUCUCCCUUGCUCUCUGUUGUCGUCGUGUUUCCCUUUUUUUUUCUCUGCUCUGCCUUGUCUGCGUGGCACCACAUUCCUUCUCUCAUUUCGAUUCACCCCCACCAAAUUUUCACAGUCACUCUAGCGGAGCUGAGGGGUCGUUAGGUUCCUUUCACUUCUGUAUCUGUAAGCGAUUUCCGUAUUCUUAUUCUUUUCUAAUCCUUUUGCUAUCUUAACUGCUAUCGUAUAUCUUUAUUCAAUAAUUAUGAUUAUCACAGUAAUUACUUAAUUACAAUCGAUGUACAUAGUGUCCAAUCUGAACGGAACUUGCAAUACAAACGCUUCGCG